This is a messenger RNA of Solea solea (common sole), 4869 nucleotides long. RefSeq names its product immunoglobulin-like and fibronectin type III domain-containing protein 1. Gene Ontology annotation, molecular function: protein binding. The transcript is spliced from 27 exons. Lineage: Eukaryota; Metazoa; Chordata; Actinopteri; Pleuronectiformes; Soleidae. The coding region runs from base 235 to 4632 and encodes 1465 amino acids. The record is from RefSeq and is a predicted model, not a curated record.
CUACCCUCCCUUAAUAACAACCCACCCGCUUUGAGCAUCUGGCUAAAUAGAAGGAGCAAGUCCUUGUAAGUCACUGUUGAGGGACAAGCUUGCAGGCAGCAAAAGCAAACGUGUUAUCUCAAGGGACAACCCAGGGAGGCAGCAAGUUUAGUUCAAAUCUUUAAACCAGUUUCAAAGUCUGAGUGGGUGUGAGGACAGAGCUGGAGACAGGUCAUCCUUUUGGCAGCUGCCAAAAUGUGGAAAAGGGCGAAAAACUCAGGUCCCACCGCAAGACAAAGUUUCUCCAUUGUUCAUCGAUAUAUUCAACAUUUUAAUGAAGUGUCUGGCAACAAGACAGCUCUCAUCCGUAAGAGAUCUAAGACUCCUGGAGUGAUAAUCACACAGUAUGAGGUAAACAUACCAGAAGGAAAAAGCACACCAGAUUUCCAACUUAAACCAGUUCCAGUGACCUUCCAGAAAGGAAAAGUAGCCGUUUUUAAGGCUGUGGUGAAAGGAGAUCCAAAACCAGAGGUGUCAUGGAGAAGAGCUAAGGGGACUACCUCAGAUAAGGACAAAUUUCAGAGCAAAUAUGAUGAAUCAACUGGGGAGUACAGAUUUGAGAUUCACCAUGUGUCUGCUGCUGACACCGACACAUACACAUGCAAUGCUGUGAACAAAUAUGGUAAAGCUGUAUGUACAGCAACAUUAAGUGUGACUGGGGAUAGUACAGAUGGUGUUGAAGACCUUAAUUUGAUUCUCAAGAAAAUGGAAGAGAAGAAAAAGGAGCGAAUGCAAAAUAUGAGUAAGGAUGAUCCAGAUGAAGACGAUGAUGAUGAUGAUGAUAAUGCAACAGACAAACACUGUUUUAAGAUUGGUAAAAGGACAAAGGACUUCACGAUUAAAAGCUUGAUACAAGAAAGUAUGGGAAUCAUGAAUCAGGGGGAUGUUGAAAGGCUCAACCUCCUCGACACAGGCCUGAAUCAAGAAGAUGCUGAAGAGUUCAACCUCUUCCUUAGAGAGUUCAAACUAUCAAAUGUGGGAUUUGUUAUUAAAAUCCAGGAGACUAAAGUGCAAGAAAGAGAUGACGCUCUCUUUGAAUGUGUCCUCACACACCCACUAUCCAGCGUCACAUGGAUGGGCAAGGGCAGCACUCUGCAGGAUGGAGAAAAAUAUAACAUAACAGUUUCGGAUCAUAAACUGAUCCACCGGUUGUUGGUCAAGGACUGCAAGAAGCAGGACAAAGGCAUCUAUUCAGCUGUGGCUGGCAUUACAUCCUGCAGUGCCUGGCUGGUUGUGGAAGCUUAUAGUGAGCCUUCAUCUGCUUGUAAGACAAAGCCUCGUAAAUCUACAGCGGUUGGUGGAGCACAGAAUGACCUUGAGAAAGUGGCCAAAGAGCAACUUCUAAAAAGCCAAAAGGAGAUGGAGAGGAUUCUAGCAGCUGUAAAGGCAAGGCACGAAGCAGGACAACUCAAAAGAGGAAAUACCUUUACCACAGGUGGAAGGGAUGGUGGAAACACAGCACUGGUCACUGGUCUGGGUAGAAAUGCUGGAGCAGUAAUGGACAAGCCUGAGGCAGCAAGAGCCAGUGCUCUCUCUGAGCAAACAGGACACCAAGAGAAAGUAAAAACAAACAACGCAAAGGGAGAUGGAAUUUCACCAAAAUUAGAUGGUUCGGGGUGUGUAACACAAACAGAAGCGCCAGUGACAGUCAGUGACCGCAGGACCAUCAAAUCAGAUCAAAAGGAUUUCAACAAAUUAACAGGUGAAAUAUUUUAUAACGGACAUACCACAGAUGCAGAUGAUGGAGGACAUUCUGAAGAAAGUGAGGCCUUCACAAAAUAUGCCGAUAACUCAAGAUUAAAGCAUGGAGAGAAAGAAAAUGGUCAAAAUGAAGACACUGAUUCAGGUGGAAACAAAAGACGCUCAAGGGGAACUAGGAAAAUUCAACGAAAACAAACAUCCACUCAGAAUGAAGCAGCAGGGGACAAAGACGAAAGUGACAGUGAGGGUGAUGAGGACUCUAUUAGCCAAGUCAAGGAAGGAGACAACGAUCCAAAUGACGCAGCAAGUGACAAAGACGACAGUGACAGUGACAGUGAUGAGGACUCCACUGGCAAAUUAAAGCAUCCAAGUCAUACAAAGCAAAACCAACAGCUACAGACAGGAGACAAUGAACGCAGUGACUGUGAUGAGACUGUUGAUGCCACUGGCUCUGCCAUACAUACAAGGCGUAAAAGGCAAGGCCCACUGAUAGAACACCUGGUGAUAGAUCAAGGGGUCCAGUUCAUCUAUGGAUUGUCUGAUGUCAGUGCCAUCAUCAAUGAGGCUGCUGAAUUAACAUGUAAGAUCAGCAAAGACGACUGUGAAGGAGCUUGGAUCAAAGAUGGCAAAAAGAUAUCCCCAAAUGAAAAUGUUAUUAUCACUAAAGAUGGUGCGAUCCAUAAAUUAAUGAUAAUCAGGUGCACCGAAGAGCAUUCUGGGAAAUAUCGUUUUGAAGCAGAUGGUCGAAAGACAGAGGCGAUGAUCAGCGUUGAAGAUCCCCCAAGGUUUGACCCUGAAGACCUCCAUGCUUUCACCGAGCCUGUAAAAGUGAAAGUGGGUCACAACGCCAUUUUCAAACUGCAUUUUGUUGGCCAUGAACCCAUAAAGGUUCAGUGGUACAGAGAGGGAGAAGAGCUACAAGAUGACAGCAACACAAAGAUAGAGAAAUCUGCAAGUCACAGCCACUUGCUUCUUAGCAGGUGCCAGAGGAGGGAAUCAGGAGAGAUCAAGAUCAAGCUCAAGAACGAACACGGCUUCACCGAGGCAGUUUCACAGCUAAUUGUGCUCGACAAACCCACAUCACCCCUGGGCCCUGCAGAGGUAACGAAGAGCUCAGCUAUAUGCAUUGAAUUUAAGUGGCGGCCGCCAAAGGAUAAUGGCGGCUCACCAGUGACGAACUACAUAAUUGAGCGUCAGCGAGUGGGACGAAACACCUGGAAGAAACUAGGGGAAAUUCCAGUAGUGCCCUGCUUCCGUGACACAGACGUGGACCAUGGCCGCAAAUAUUUUUACCGUGUCCGAGCAGUGACGGCGGAGGGCACAAGCGAAGUUAUGGAGACUGAUGAAAUGCAAGCAGGCACACUGGCGUUCCCUGGCCCUCCAGCAGCCCCACAGGUGGUCAGUGCCUUUGACGACUGCAUUAACCUUUGCUGGGCUUCACCUAGUAACAGAGGAGGUUCACGCAUCCUAGGUUAUAUUCUGGAAAAGCGCAAAAAGGGGAGUAAUCUCUGGACUGCAGUCAACACCCUGGAUGAGCUAAUAAAAGACAAGAAAUAUGCAGUAAAGGAUGUCAUGGCUGGUUUGGAAUAUGAAUUCAGAGUUGCGGCCAUAAACCUCUCAGGAGCUGGUGAAUUUAGCAACCCAUCAGAGUUUGUUUUUGCACGGGAUCCCAAGAAGCCACCUGGUAAAGUCACAGGCCUGAAGGUGACAGAAACUUCUUACACCCACUUGGUCCUGACCUGGACCAAACCUGUGGAGAAAACAGGGAUUCAGGAUGAAGCGAAGGGAUAUUUUGUUGAAAUUCGGCAUACGGAUUGCAUUGAUUGGUCGCAUUGUAACAGCAGUCCCAUCAUCACCACUUCCUACAGUGUGAAGGGCCUUAAGUCCAUGGCGAUGUACUGGGUGAGAGUGAUCGCGACUAAUGAUGGAGGAGAGAGUGCACCAGAGGAGCUGCCCAACUACGUCAUUGCAAUGCCCUCACCUGUGAGGCCAAAGUUCACUAACCGCAAGAUGAAGAGUUUUGUGGUAGUGAGGGCAGGAAACUCUGUCAGGAUCACAGUAAACUUCGAGGCCUCUCCAUGGCCAGAUAUUAUAUGGAUGAAGGAUAAUGUGCCCAUGACACAGCGAGCAACAAUAAGUAACUCUGAUGGCUCAUCCCAGUUGUUUAUUCCUUCCUCUGAGCGCUCUGAUUCUGGCAUCUACUCUAUUCUGGUGAAGAAUCUUGCAGGACAGGAGACAUUCAAUACAGAGGUCAGGGUCACAGAUGAUCCAAAGGCUCCUGGGCUGGUAGAACUGGAGGAAAACGUGCCAGGAACAGUGACAGUGAUCUGGGAACCUUCACCUGAUGAGAAGCGCGAUGACCGCCUUCACUACAUGGUGACCAAACUAGACUCUACCAAGCAAACGUGGACCACAGUGGCUGAACGACUCUUCAAUCAUAAGUUCACAGUCUGCAACAUCAUGCUCGGCAGGGAGUAUAAUUUCCGAGUGUAUGCCAAAAAUGACAUCGGCGUAUCUGCACCCUCUGAGUCACCGACCUGGGGGAUGGAGAAGAAGAACGAAAAGUUUGUCCUAAAAGUACCAACCAGGAAGGACUGUGAUCUGCGAUGUGCUCCAACCUUCAUCGUUCCCCUGAAGCUUCGCACUGCACCCAAAGGCUAUGAGUGCUAUAUGAGCUGUGCAGUGAAGGGAAAUCCCAAACCUCGUAUUACGUGGUAUCGAAAUCACAUCAGUCUAAAUACUAAUACCAACUACUACAUCUCCGAAACCUGCGGCGUUUGCACCAUGUUGAUCCUCUGCAUGGGCCUCAAAGACAUGGGAGAAUACACCAUCUGUGCAGAAAACGCCCUGGGACGAGCUGAAUCCUCCACAAUCGUUAGUAUCAGAGAGUGAAAAACUACAAAUACCAUGAUGUGAAAAGUAUUUGAAAAAUAAAAGUAUUGGAAUUGAAGAUUUAUCGAUCAGAAUAUUUGAGUUGUAGUGGUUUUCCUGCUUGGAUUUACUGAAGAACAUCAAAAGAUACGAGACUGUUGCAGAAAUGACACCUUAAAACAAAAACAAUACAAAAAAUCAUUGCAUUUGUGCAUCUCUUGAAAAUUAUUAACUGUGUGUUUGGUAAAUAAAAUCAGA